Morone saxatilis (striped sea-bass) is the source of this 984-nucleotide messenger RNA. RefSeq names its product trace amine-associated receptor 13c-like. Bases 1 to 984 code for a protein of 327 amino acids. The transcript is spliced from 4 exons. Lineage: Eukaryota; Metazoa; Chordata; Actinopteri; Moronidae. Gene Ontology annotation, biological process: G protein-coupled receptor signaling pathway. Gene Ontology annotation, molecular function: trace-amine receptor activity. Gene Ontology annotation, cellular component: membrane. The record is from RefSeq and is a predicted model, not a curated record.
AUGUCUGAAUCCACUUCCACUCCUGCAAAUCCUUCAGGAUCAAAGAAUAAUGAGCGGUGUUAUCAUCAACCAAGUUCACCUGGUUCACGUCUGCAUCGCGACCUCUCUGCUGCUCUGCUGUCAUGGACUGUNNCUCUCAACCUGUUGGUCAUCAUCUCCAUCUCCCAUUUCAGGCAGCUCCACACCGCCACCAACUUCAUCCUCCUCUCUCUGGCUGUCUCAGACUUUCUUGUGGGCCUCGUGGUGAUGCCGGGUGAAAUCCUCUUGAUGGAGAGCUGCUGGUUCUUGGGUGACCUUAUGUGCGCUGUGUAUUACUUGUUACCCUUUAUCAUUAUCAGUGCCUCAACGGCAAGCAUGGUGCUCAUAUCAGUUGACCGCUAUGUGGCUAUCUGUUACCCUCUGCAUUACCCCACCAAAGUCACUCUAAAGAGAGUCCGAAUCUGUGUUUGUCUGUGUUGGAUCGGCUGUGUUUUUGUUAUCGUUUUCAUGGUAUAUGAUCACCUGAAACAACCAGGCAGGUAUAAUUCUUGCUAUGGAGAAUGUGUGGUUAACAUUGCAGGAGAUGUGGACCUUGUUUUAGGUUUUAUUAUUCCCAUAUCUGCCAUCAUAAUUUUGUAUUUGAGAGUGUUUGUGGUGGCAGUCUCUCAAGCUCGGGCCAUGCGCUCCCACAUCGCAGCCGUCACACUCAGGUCUUCACGGACUGUAACUGCUAAGAGGUCUGAGCUGAAAGCAGCCAGGACGCUUGGUAUUGUUGUGGCUGUGUUUCUCUUAUGUUACUGUCCAUAUUACUGUGUGUCUCUCACUGGGAAGGAAAUAUUGAUAGGCUCUACAGCUGAGGUCUUUAUGAUUUUUCUGAUGUAUUUUAACUCCUGUCUAAACCCUGUGAUCUAUGCCUUUUUCUACCCCUGGUUUAGAAAAACUGUUAGACUCAUUGUUACACUUCAGGUAAUGCAGCCUGGCUCCUGUGAGGCCAACAUACUGUAG